Molecule: messenger RNA, 3233 nt
Organism: Neodiprion fabricii
Lineage: Eukaryota; Metazoa; Arthropoda; Insecta; Hymenoptera; Diprionidae
Product: damage-control phosphatase ARMT1-like
Exons: 6
Coding region: 281-1897 (538 amino acids)
Biological process (GO): DNA damage response
Cellular component (GO): cytoplasm; nucleus
Molecular function (GO): phosphatase activity
Source: RefSeq, a predicted model, not a curated record
AAUAUGAGUUUCUUUUUUUUUUAUCACAGUUUACUGAAUUUCAAACAGUUUACAAAAUCGCAAAAUAACAAUUUUUAAUUAGCACGAAUCAUUCCGGUAACGUUACUAACUUCAACAUGAUUAUAUCAAGUCAGAUUUACCUUCUUCAUCCGGGUAAAGACGAAUUAUCCUCACGCACUGCUCCGACAUCUAAAAAGUUUGGAAGGACGCUUAAAAUCACAACACGAUACACUGAAAACGUUCGAGAUAACUGUUUAGUGAGGGGGGAACGAAGAGAUUUAUGCAAAGCCACAGCACGCCGCCAACUCACAUUCGUGGUUCAAUCGCUACUGAGGCCGGUUCGAAGAUGACUUCACGCCUCACACCGACAAUUCUCGGCGGCCUGACGUUCCUGUUGUUGCUGUGUUUCGACGGCUUGUUGAUUGAUAAUAACUGCGUCGCGGCACCGAGUUUGAUCGCAAAUGUGUCGAACGAAACUGGGGAAGUUUUUCUGUCGUCGCCAAAUUUGAAAUUCGAUCACGAACCGGAGUUGUUGGACACCGUCAUUCCGUUCGGCGUUCAGUCGUCUCCAAAGUACAAAAGAAGUCUCGCCUAUCAUGGAGUCAAAUAUGGACUACCUCGGAUCCUAACUCGACUCAUCGAUUCCCUCGUCAAUGAUAGGGAAGAAAUUGUUCAGAAUUACGGUCAGUCCACUGGGAAAGAUUUGGAUCAAGCGUUGAGCUCCAUUCGCAAUGUGAAGAAUGAGAUACUAACAAACGCAGAGUUGAAACCUCUGCGUUUUUCACCUAAUGAAAAUGAUACCUGGUCUAACGAGGUCAGGGUGUGGAACAAUUAUCUAGCAGAACGUACUAAAAUAGAGGGAGUUAUUCCAAGGUUUUACAGCACUAUCUACGUUUACUUGGAAUGCUACGUGUAUCGAAGGAUCGCUGAGGCGUUUCAUUUCACGGAAACGUUGAAAUUUUACGAUCCGUUCGCUAAACAAAAAAGACAGGCUUUCGAGGAUUCAACAGCAAGCGCCAUUGCAGUGGCUGCUCAUACUCUGCAAGAAAUCGACAGAAUACCGGAAGUAUCAUCGGCGAAUGAGAAACAACAAUUUAUUAAGCACCUGAAACUGGGCUUAUGGGGCAACAGGGUCGAUCUGUCAUUCAGCCAUGGUGCUGCGGUAGGUCAAACUGGAAAUCCGCUCGAACUACUAAGUGGCCUGGAUAAAAACAUUCUCACAGACGGCACCGAUUUGGCCUGGAAUGCCUUGGUUAAUUGCAGAGCGAAGAAGCCCAACGGCACGAUAACGGUCGAUAUAGUGCUGGACAAUGCAGGCUACGAAUUAUUCACCGAUCUCAGUCUCUCCGCCUUUUUGAUCGCUCGCAAUCUUGCAGAUAGGAUACGAUUUUACGUGAAACGUAUUCCCUGGUUCGUCAGUGACGUUACCACGCGAGAUUUUCAAUGGAUCAUCCAACACAUGAAGAAUUCUUCGAAUCCUGACUUAUCGCGGUUUGGAGAGCUGCUGAAGGGUCACGUAGAGACCGGUGUAUUUUCUAUUUUGGAUGAGCCUUUCUGGACCAGCCCGUUUGUUUUCUCAGAAAUGCCCCAAAAGGAUCCCGCCUUGUACGCUAAACUUUCAGAAGCAAGUCUGGUCAUAUUCAAGGGCGACUUGAAUUACAGAAAAUUAUUCGGAGAUAUUAACUGGGAACACACCACGAGCAUUCUUCAAGCAAUCCGAGGAUUUUUGCCAACGAAUUUCGUCAGUCUAAGGACACUCAAGUCGGACGUUUGUGUGGGGUUGAAGCCCAACCAAGCUGAGUCUAUCGCAAGAGUAGAUCCGAAAUGGCUUGGAACAGCAAAAUACGGUGUCAUAACAGCGGCUGCAAAUAAUCAGACUUGCAGCAGAGCAGGAUAAUCUGCCGUCACUCAAAGUAGACAAAAAAAAACUCAGAAUUUUCACUUUUGUCCGAAUAAAAGAGAAAUUUAUUCUAUGUAGUAUAAUAGAAUUCUGUACUAACGCAUCCAUAGUAAUCAAUACGUAUUACACGUACUUCUAAUGACCAUAAUUUAAUCACCCAUUAUGAAAUAUAUAUUUAUUCGAAAUUAAAAAUCAUAUCAGUUGGCUGGCUAUGUACCGAAGUAUACGUACGUAAUUGAGAAUUAUACCCUAAGCAGAAUUUGGCAUUACUCGCAACAAUGACAACGUUGCUGUUGGCACGGGUUCUGUUACCAACACUUGAGGAAUAAUUUUUAGAUAAAAUCAAAAAUAGGAAAAUAGUUAUCGAUUAUUUGGAAAAUGUCGUAAAGUUAGAAAACAAAAAAUUCGCCGAAUGCGGUAUCAACUUCAGAGUUUUCAAAUUCUGUGCGGUUCUUGCUAACCGUUCGUACCUCAACCAUUACGACGCGCGACGGUUUGUCCAAAAUUUGUAACCUUUUUUCAAUUGAACUGAGGCCUUCUGUGAAAUUUCCAACCUUUACACGAUCUUCCAAUUGAACUGGGUCUAAAGAAUGAGGUUUUUCCAUGCCUUGCUCUUCCUCACACAUUUCUAUGAGCUCAUCAAUUGUCAGCUCCUGAUUAUUUGAAUUUUGUCAGUCUGAGGACAGUCAAGUCGGAAGACCGUGUAGGGUUGAAGCCUAACGAAGCAGUCUCUCGGCAAAACGGAUUCUGAGUGGAUGAGAGCUGGAAAGUACGGACUUAUAACAGCAGCUAUGAAGACUAGUACUUGCAGCUGAGAAAUUCAGUUCCAAAUAAAAGGAGCAAGUGGCUUAGUUUAUUAGGUGCGCCUAAUCGUGAGUGGAGUAAACAAAUUUUAGCGAGUGAUUUCAAUGAAACCUGCUAACGAAACUUCGCAGCUGUGCACAUAACACAGCCUUUUCUGCCUCACCAAUUUACACCUCGCGUGAUAUUGCUGACGACUAUCUUGUACUACCUGGAAUAUUUAUUUUAUUACACUUAGUAGUAAUACAAUAUUUUAUAAUAAUAAAGAGUAAUAAGUAACCAUUAUUCGUAAAUACAUAAUAUCCUUUCUGUCCUAUAAACGUUUGUACAAUCAUUAUAUUAUAACUUAGAUAUCAAAUGUUGGGAAAUAACGUUAAAAUUUCUUAAAUAAAUUUUAUCCUCCUUCUUCCCUUCCAGCUGAUAAGAUAUAAAUCGACGUAGCAAUUUAAGUGAUUGCAUCAGUUACGCGAUUCGUUAUAAUAUUUCUAGUAUACAAUUAUCUUUUCGUCAAAUGACCGCUUCUCUCUGCAUG